UGUAAUAUCUAAAUUAACGGGUUUUAUUCAUAUCAAAAAUAUAUUUAAACUAUUUAACAUGUCUAAAUCACCCUGACUGCAUUAGGUCACAACAACAAAACUUAUUUUUAAGGGGUAGAUCAAGUAUAAACACAGUAGCUCCUUAAGGUAUACAUUGCAGGUGAUCUCAUUUUACAGUGCACUUAUCUGACACACUUGAUGCACUGGUGUCUUUUUUAUUUAUUAUUAUAUUUAUUAUUAUUUAUUUAUAUUUAUUUAUUUAUUUUUUGAACAUGCACAAUUAUAAAAUAUUACAACAGCAAAACAAUCAACAGAGUAAUGCAUUUUCUAGCUUGUCAUUCGUGCCUGGUGACGUGUCUCGCGCGACCUGAAAAGGCAUCAGGGCACGAGCGCAUCCAGACUUGCAGGAUUAUAAUAAUGGACGCAAUGUAAACAGCUGCUCAAGCAACGCGCGGCGGACACUUGUCAAACUCGAAUCAUUGCAGCUGGAUGUGGAUGAUGCUCCAGGACUCAUAUACGUGGAACGCUUGUGUGUGCUGUUUGUUUUCUUGGGUCUGUUUCAUUGCAUCCUCUUUAGCACAGCCGUAGACCUGAUACACGAACGCUGUGAACGAUGCUCGAGACAUAUAGCAAAGCUAAGAAACUAUUUUCACGUUUGUUUAUGAAUAUUUCAGUUAACCCUCGGAAUAUAUGCAAGGAUUGAUGGACUGUGCACACAGAGGCAGAUUAAUGUGUUUUUCGGGGGAAAUGUUGCUAGUGGCAUGCUAACGUUGUUUUCCGGCUUUAGUGUGCAAGCAAAGGGGGAAUUUAAGUAUUGUAAAUAUCAUUUAUCGUCGAUUUUUCGGAUAGGCAGCUUCUUUCCAUAAUAGCUAAUGGAUGUCUUGAAGUUUAAUUCAACCGGAAUAUUUCAGUACUUAGUCAACAGUUGCAUGUUGCAUUAUCGUUGCAUGCCAGUUGCAAAACCUGUUAGCGAUAUAUAUUAUACAUAACCUCUCGUGAAUCACCAGUGGCGGCGAUUUCUGAUCUUAUAAUGCCGUUAUAAAUGUCUAAUUAUGUCUUCACGUAUGUAGUUUGCGCAUAUUUCACGAGAGUUUUCUGAUUUUUGACGGUUUAUGGGCUACAUUAUACGGAGUGUGGUGUGUUGCACGUUUAUAUGUUAAAUUAUACACAUACAUCUUGAUGCACGUUUAUAUGUUAAAUUAUACACAUACAUCUUGAUGUUAGUCAUAUGAAUUUUCCAGAAGCAGUUCAGAUUGUUUGGUAUUGCUCCUCCUGUUGUUAUUAUGCAUUUAUGUGACGUAUGCACUUUAAUAUGUGUGUGAACAGAUUAUCAGGCUGGUCAACACUGACUUCACUAGUCAUACUUUAUGAGCAGGCAUAAUGUUAAUGUCAGGAAUUGAAAACUGUUAAAAAUCCCUUACAGAAGUGUUGUUAACUGUCUCUACUGUAAACAUUACCCAUACAAACCAUCAAAACAAGACUUUUCUUGCUACUUGAACUGCUCUCUAAGGAAUCCCUAGGUGAGACUGGAAAUUCUUUGACUUCUGGAAGACUUCGCUCCAUCAUGCGUCUGUCUUCCUUAUUGGCUGUUUUCCGGCCUGCUCUGCCUCUCAUCCUGGGCCUCUCUUUGGGCUGCAGCCUCAGUCUUCUGAUGGUGUCCUGGACACAGGGGGAGACAGAUGAGGGAUGUGGAGAUGAAUUGGGCAAUGGGGGGCUCCUACACAGUGAUCAUAUCAGAGAUCUUCAGGAUGGCAAAGAUGGGGAUGGGAAUGAGGACUUCCAGCCACGCAUAGUGCCCUAUCACAAAGACCCCAACAAACCACAUAAGAAAGUUCUCAGGACUCGCUACAUACACACAGAGCUGGACAUCCGAGAACGUCUUUUAGUGGGCAUCCUGAGUUCACGUGCCACUCUGAACACACUAGGUGUUGCAGUCAAUAAAACCAUAGCGCACCAUUUCCAUCGUACAUUCUUUUUCACUGGCCUUCGAAGUGCAAAGGCACCGCACGGCAUGGCUGUUGUCGCCCAUGGUGAUGACCGGCCCGUCUGGCUAAUGUAUGAAACAAUACGCCACCUCCAUCAACACCACGGUAAUGAGUAUGAUUGGUUUUACCUUGCCCAAGAUGAUACGUACACACAAGCUGAACGGGUGAUGGAGCUGGUGAACCAUCUUAGCGCGGGACAGGAUAUGUACAUGGGACGGGCAGAGGAGUUUAUUGGGGGUGAAGAACGUGCCCGAUAUUGCCAUGGUGGAUAUGGCUAUCUGCUGUCACGUAGCCUACUAGACCGACUGCAGCCCCACCUGGACUCUUGUCGCAAUGAUAUCCUCAGUGUCAGGCCAGAUGAGUGGCUUGGUCGCUGCAUCAUUGAUUACUUGGGUCUUAGCUGUGUGGAGAAGCAUCAUGUGAGGAAACAUUUUUUGAACUUUAAGUCAAUGGAGAUGACUUACCGUUACUUUGAGCUGCAGAAGAACGUGGACCCUGAGCGUGAGGACAGUGCCCAGUUUAAGAAUGCCUUUACUGUCCACCCAGUCUCUGAACCUGCCCUGAUGUAUCGCCUGCACAAGUGCUAUAAUCAGAUUGAACUGGACUGGACCUAUGCACAAAUACAGCAGUUACAGAUGCAGAUCAACAACAUAAGUGACCUCACUCCAGAGGGAAAAGCUGGAGCCACCUGGCCCAUCGGAAUCAACCCUCCCUUCCGGCCCAAGACCCGCUUUGAGGUGAUCAACUGGGAGUACUUUACUGAAGAGCACAUUUACUCAUGUGCUGACAGUUCUCCAAAGUGUGAACUUCGAGGUGCGGACAGGGCAGAUGUUAUUUCAGUCCUGGAGACUGCAGUGGCACAUUUGAAUGAGCGUUAUCAGCCCCAGUUGCGUUUCCGUAAGCGCCGCUUACUGAACGGGUACAGGCGCUUUGAUCCCACACGAGGCAUGGAGUAUGUGCUGGAUCUGGCCCUGGAAGCUUUCACGCAGAAGGGUCAUAGUCAGGUCAUAGCUAAACGGGUGAGUUUGCUGAAGCCACUCAGUGUUGUUGAGAUCAUCCCCAUGCCAUAUGUAACAGAAGCGACAAGGGUACAGGUCAUCCUCCCUGUGACGGCACAUGAUCAAGACUUUGUGGGCAACUUCCUUGACAUGUAUGUUAUGAAUGCUUUGGAUACGCAUGACAAUGCUCUGCUCACCUUCUUGUUUAUCUAUGACCACUUUGAUGCCCAGAGAGUCAGCCAAACAGAUGUUUUUGCCAGUGUCAAAGCCAUGAUUGGUGAGGUAGAGAAACGUUAUGGUGAUGUGAAAAUUCCUUGGAUUAGUGUAAAGACCGAAGUUCCCUCACAGGUCAAGCUGAUGGACAUAAUCUCCAAGAAACAUCCAGUAGACACCCUGUUCUUCCUGGCCAGUGUUUGGACGGAGGUCAAUUCUGACUUUCUCAACCGUUGCCGAAUGAACGCUAUCAGCAAUUGGCAGGUUUUCUUUCCAAUCCACUUCCAAGAGUACAGUCCUGCUCUGAUCUACCGUGACCAACAGCCUUCUGCUGCUUCAUCGUUUGCAUCCGAGACACUGCGAGAUGGCCACUUUGACCGUCACGUCUUUGAAGAAGCCUGUUUCUACAAUGCAGAUUACAUGGCUGCACGCACAAAGAUGGCAGCAGACAUCUUGGACAAUGAUGAGUUGCUUGAGAGUAUGGACGUCUACGAAAUCUUUGUACGUUACUCGGGAUUGCACGUGUUUCGGGCUGUGGAGCCGGCACUAGUUCAGAAGUAUGUGCACAGGGAAUGUAACCCACGGUUUAGUGAGGAUAUCUAUCACCGUUGUGUACUCAGUAACCUGGAGGGGCUGGCCUCUCGAUCACACCUAGCAAUGGCUUUGUUUGAACAAGAGCAGGCAAAUAGCACCUGAGAACGAACUAGUACCUGAAACAUGCAUCAACUUGGACCUAUGCAUAUUGAUUGUGUGAAUUUCACCUUAAUGCUGUGAACUUCUCUGCACAGACUAGACACUAGUGAAUGAAUAGCCUUGGUACUUAAGGAUUGACCCAUAUAUUCUUACAUAGUGAACAUGACUAAUGUGAAGCAGAGGACUUCACAACUCACUUCAAAUUAAACUUGUGGAAAGAACUUCACUUUGUUUAUACAACUAUCGAUGACUGAAUGGAUUCUGGAAUUAGCAAGUGCAAUGCAUAAGGAACUCAUUCAGCUUUUUAGACUUCAGAUGGUUAGUAGAGGUUCAAUCCUAAAAUCGCGGCUUCAAAAGUAACUUGAGCCGUCUUUCUUCCUUAACAUAUACGAUUGUAUGACCUUUGAACAGAAUGUGCUGCCUAUGUCAGGACUGAAUAAACAAAUUAUCUAUCUGUGAA
This is a messenger RNA of Myxocyprinus asiaticus (Chinese sucker), 4349 nucleotides long. It is a transcript of the gene chpf2, whose product is annotated as chondroitin polymerizing factor 2. Gene Ontology annotation, molecular function: glucuronosyl-N-acetylgalactosaminyl-proteoglycan 4-beta-N-acetylgalactosaminyltransferase activity. Gene Ontology annotation, cellular component: Golgi cisterna membrane. Bases 1565 to 3892 code for a protein of 775 amino acids. The transcript has 4 exons. The record is from RefSeq and is a predicted model, not a curated record. NCBI's taxonomy places the organism in Eukaryota, Metazoa, Chordata, Actinopteri, Cypriniformes, Catostomidae.